AUGGCCCCUAUAUACGAGCUUGGACCCGGACACGAUCUCAAGAACGACCCCUUCCGGUUGCGUUCGUCCGGUUACACCAGCGGCUCGCCACAAACAGACGCCGAGUCAGUACGCACUAGCGAUAAGGAAUCAGACGAGAAGUCUCAAAAAGGUUCGCGAACCAAGUACACGAAUGAGCAGCUGAAGACGCUGAUGAAAAUUUUCCACGAGAAUCCGUACUCGGAAAUGAUGGAAAACAUCACCAAAGACCUCGGCGUCAAGGAUACCAACAUCAAGAUCUGGUUCCAGAACAAGCGCGCCAGGUGGCGAAGGCGAGUGGAGAACAUGAAAAACUCGACUCAGUCACACCUGCUGAACGCCACGCCCGUACCAUCACAAAUACAUCCGUACGUACCCAUGUACAACUUUCCAGGCAUGCCUUUGCCGCAGAACAGCGGUUAUAUUUACUAUCCUUUGAUGCAGACUGGAACAUCAAGUCCAUACAACAACACUCAACAGCACAUUAUGUUAAACCAGCUAACUACCAGACAGAUCUCGCCAACAAUGUCUCCAACAUCAUUCGCUCCGUAUUACCAUAUCCCGUUUCCAAGACAACCAGUUUGUGCAUGA
Molecule: messenger RNA, 609 nt
Organism: Dreissena polymorpha
Lineage: Eukaryota; Metazoa; Mollusca; Bivalvia; Myida; Dreissenidae
Product: homeobox protein pnx-like
Exons: 2
Coding region: 1-609 (202 amino acids)
Biological process (GO): regulation of transcription by RNA polymerase II
Cellular component (GO): nucleus
Molecular function (GO): sequence-specific double-stranded DNA binding; DNA-binding transcription factor activity, RNA polymerase II-specific
Source: RefSeq, a predicted model, not a curated record